UUCGAGGCUCCUUUCAGCCCUCCAGCUGCAGUCGAACGCGAUCCGCAGCCUUUGACGGUCGUUCGUCCGUCAGCUGCGCUUUUCCGACGCCAUUUGUCGUAAAUUUUUGCCUUUUAUUAAUUCCAUUCCGUCAUUAAUUCCUAUUAAUAUUAAUUUAUUUAUAAAGGCUGAAACAAAAGGCGCUUUCGGAUUAUAAUCCAAACUGUUACAAAUUAAUGUAAUAGCAUAAUCGGGUGAGGAUAUAGUGAUUCGGGAAGGGAAUUAAUUCUAUUUUCAGUAUUUACCAUUAAAUAAUUGUGUGAUUUUAAUUGUGCAUAUUACAUUGCAAAUUUUUCAAAGGAAUGUUUCGAAGCAGUUAUAUUUGGAUAUAUUUUGUUGCUGGAAGUCGUAGUGUGAGAUGCUGGAAUUCCAAACAUGUGACUUCUGAUGAAACGUAUAUCGUUUCCCGAAAUUAUUUCUGCGAAGAAAAAUGAAGACGGCGGUCAUCCAUCAUCAUUAAAAAGAACACGAUUAUUUUUGGAAGAUGAAAAAUAAGGCGAUGCUAGCAUGAUCGAUAUUGGCGCGAUUAGUAUCCUGACGAUCUUCCUGAUUCUUGGCAAUCUCGAGGCAGUCGUAGUUAUAAACCAUCAUCCUGAUGAUGAGUACGUCCUUGAACAUGAAAUCCUUCGCGAGGAAGCGCUUGCUGAAGCGAAGAAUCUGACGAUAUAUUCCGGACCUAUUCCGGGAUGUAAGCCUUGCACCAACUCCGAGAUGACUUACUGCAAGGAUGGAAGUAUCAUCAACGAUCAUUGUUGCUGCGAUGGCAAUUACAACAGAGUGUUUCCUUUCGUCGAGCACACUUGUCGCGUGGGACCAGAAGAAUGCAAAGUGCAGGCUGAGGACUGCGCAGAAUAUACGAGACUGCGAGAAUGUUGUUGCCAUUUGUACUUGGCCUCCGUCUGGAAAUAUCGGGCGACUGGCGCAGGAUCGCACCUCAACACGAAUCUCACAAAGUUCCUGAUAAUUUUGACAAUACUCAGGUUGCAUCUGUUGCUGACUUAAAGUACACCCUCGCAAUAUCAGAAAACAUAUUGUGUACUAUUAUUUUAUAUAUAUAUAUAUAUAUAUAUAUAUAUCUUUGUUUAGAACAUGAUUGUAUCAAUCAUUGUUUGGAACAUGAUUAUAUUAAACGGACGCCGAUAAAUUGAAAUUUGAUAGAAUGUAUAAUGUGCAACGAGUGAUGUUAAGAAUGUUUUUAAUAGUUUUCUUCAUUUCAGCAUUUUGUAUCCUAAAAUGUAAAUAUAUUGUAUGAUAUUAUAUA
Molecule: messenger RNA, 1300 nt
Organism: Nylanderia fulva
Lineage: Eukaryota; Metazoa; Arthropoda; Insecta; Hymenoptera; Formicidae
Source: RefSeq, a predicted model, not a curated record